GCAUGAUGUUUUAACUUAUAGGUUUUUGUUAUUGUGCUUGGAUGUAUCAAUUUAAAUAGUAAUAAAUUGCUACUAGACCAGGUACAACUCAAUCGUUUGGUGUUGCAACAGGGACGACUUUCGGAAGAAUUUUUUCUUAACACCCGUCUGUCAAUGUCAAACAACUAAAAAGUAAAAACUGCCUUAUCGUAAGUUCCUUGUGGGACUUUGUUCUUACUUAUAGUCCCAUAAGAAGGUAUAUGUUAACAAAAAUAAUGAUUGUAAUUUACAGUUAGAGUGAUGUAGUUUUAGUUUAUUCAUCAUGCCUGUAAAUAAACUUUGUAAAUUACCCUUUUUAUACAGAUAUGUGAUAAGAAACUCUCUCAUACCAUUUAGAAAAUUUUGUAAUCAUAGCAAUCUUCAAACAGGCUAUCUUUUUGUAGGUGAAACAGAUAGGUUUAAUGGAAUAACAGUAAAUACUGCAUUAGUACAUUGUGAAAGAACACAAUUAACAAAAACUCUUGAAGCUUCAAUACAGAAAUGGUCUUCAGAGGGAAAGAGAUGCAUUUGGUUUAAAGUUAACAUAAAAGAUUCCUUCUAUGUUCCAAUACUAGCAGAGAAAGGUUUUAAUUUCCAUCAUGCCAGAGAUGACUUUGUUAUGAUGUACAAAUGGCUCCCCAUUGACUCUACGCCUAAUCUACCUCCGGCAUGUCACACCAAUUUGGGUGUAGGUGCUUUGGUGUUUAAUAACAGAAACCAGCUUUUGGCCAUAUCAGAAAAACACUAUGAAUACCCUCAUUGGAAGCUCCCAGGUGGCUAUGUGGAGCAAGGUGAAGAUAUAAAAGAUGCAGCAGUUAGAGAAGUAAAAGAGGAGACGGGAGUUGACUGUAAGUUUAUCUCCUUGCUCACGUUUAGACACCAGCACAAUAUGAUGUACAAUAACUCUGAUAUAUACAUGCUCCUUAUGAUGAAAGCGCUCACAGAAGACAUAGUUUUAUCACACAGAGAAGUUAAAGAGUGUAAAUGGAUGUUUAUAGAGGAAUAUUUAAAUCAUCCGCAUGUACACCAAUUCAAUCGCAUCAUAGUAGAAAAAGCGAAUGACUACAGAAAUAAAAAUUUGAGGUUAGACUUAGAAAAGAAAACUGUGAAAUGGUCACAAUACACAAGGGAGAUGACAUAUUUGACAAUAAAUGAGUAUGAUUAUAAAUAA
Messenger RNA from Papilio machaon (common yellow swallowtail), 1189 nucleotides. RefSeq names its product nudix hydrolase 8. The coding region runs from base 302 to 1189 and encodes 295 amino acids. The record is from RefSeq and is a predicted model, not a curated record. Lineage: Eukaryota; Metazoa; Arthropoda; Insecta; Lepidoptera; Papilionidae. Gene Ontology annotation, molecular function: NAD binding; ADP-ribose diphosphatase activity; NADH pyrophosphatase activity. The transcript has 5 exons.